AUGGAUAGAUCCAAGUCCCCAAAUAUGGCGACUGUUUUAAACGCAAGAAGGAUGGCCAAACGAAAACUACAGAGAAGCGCAAGAAAGAAUCGAGAUAAAGAGGAACGUGCAAAGAAGGUAAUACUUUUGUCUGAGUAAAAACGCAGUUUCAGUUUUUAAGCACGCAGACGUCCUUUCUUCGUCUCUAUGUUAAUUGUUAAAUGCAUAACCGUAACGCACAAAAUAAUCCAGCUGGUUAGAGUAAAGUUGUCACUUUUAUUGGUUUGUAUUUCAUUCAACAAUAUGUUUGGCCUUUUUAAUUAAAACAUUGACAAGGUUUGAAAUUAACUGACUCAAGGAAAACAAAUGGAGAAAAGUUCUCUGGCCAAUCAGAGGAUGGGAACAACACAUGAUUGGUGCGCCGACAGGUUAUCAUAGUUAAAUCAUUUCCAAACGCAUUUAAUUCCCUCCCACAGAGCAGUUGUAUCACUUUCUUCCAGCCUUUUUUUUUCAACUGAUUCACAUCGCUGACCAGAUUUUAAGGUGUACGAUUUGUCAGAUACAAGGUGUUUACUCACUUCUGAGUUUAUAACAGAAGUCCCGAAGCGUAAGCAUUCAAAUGAAAGUUCAUUACAGAUGUAUUGGCGUCCUGUACCAGUGGCAGCUGUUUAUAAGAAGCAAAAUAUAAUUUUUGUGUGUCUAUGAAUCUUGACACGUGACCGUAACGGCUGAGCAAUAAUGAUAAAACUUUCAAACGGUGCCUACAGGAAUUAAAGUUUGUAAUCUCCACCGUGGACGCUCACAAAUUAAAUGAUCAAAGAGGAGGCGAUUUGUGCUCAAAUGAAAAUUUUAAAAGAAAUGUUACUAUGUUUGCACAAGCUUGUACAAUUAUCAACCAAGUACUUAUUAAAAUCAUUCAAGUUGCAAAACAGUUUGUUUAAAACACAAUGCAGUGCUUAGUCAAAGUAAUCAGUCUUUGAAAGCCGUCAGCGCUUCGAUGGUCCUCUAAUUGACCAGUAUCCACGGACAUUCAUCUCAAUAAGGCGACAUCACUACGGCCGUGGAAAAUGGAACGGCAUAGAAAAGCCAAAAAGGCGAAAAAAGCUUCAACUGGAAUUCUUAAGAAGCGUGUGCCGCCUUCACCAGUAACCGCGGACAUAAUCGUGAUCGUUGUCAAAAAAGUGAGUUUGGGCAUUUUUUUCUUUUAAAACUCCAUCGUAUGUCACUCUUCAGGUGAAUAUCUAUCGAUUUCUCUCUAUCUAAAAACAGUUUUCAUUGUUAACACAAAGAAAUACAUGAACUGACAUGACAACUUGGGCAAAGGACAAGCUUUUGUUGGUCCGUCCACAGGGCGCCCAGACUUACUACUGGUACUGGAAGCCAAAUUAUAUAAUAAGGAUUUGCAUGGGAACUUAUCGUAAGAUCCAUAAAACGGGCAAAAUGCAUAUAAACAGCCAUCAAAAUGAACUUACCUCAUAAAGAGUUGUGUCUGUGUUGUUUUCUUACUGUUUCCGGCCAUAUAAAUGAGCAAGUUUUGAUGUUAUGGUUUCUCACCUCUUAAGAAGAAGACAGGGGAAAUCUCGGCUGUCCUCCGCUACCAGAAGAGAAACCUCCAAAAAGUACCCUUAUUCCACUCCCGUCGCUCUUAAUCUUUGCUUGAGCAUAGACCAAAGAUUUUCUCUCCUUGAAAAUGUCAAUUUAGUUCGAUUCCAUACAAUGAGCCACGGUCUCAAGAGGACAGCCGAGCCCGCUUAUAAUUUAAUUUCCAGUAGGCUGUUGUGAGUCUGGGUGUCCUGUGGUGCAACGAGAGAAUUUAUCUACCACGCAUGCGUAACAGUAAGAUCCGCAACUCGACUUACAACUUGACUGUACAGCUAUGAGAUUAUAUUAAAAACCUAAUAAAGAUUAUAUUGAUAUAAUCUCAUAGCUGUAGAGUCAGCCUUGCUUUUUACUCUGUAAGACGUCUUUGCUGUCUUAUUAGUAAACUGGCCAAGAAUCUUCGGCCUUUUGAGCUACAAUGAGGAGGAGGGGGGAGGGAGGGAUUUUCAAGCUGCAUGAUCUUUUUAACCUGAGAUCAUGCGGUACUGUAUGCCUUCUCCUUUUUUUCCCUUUGCCCGUCGCUCUUCCCCGAAAAAAAAAAAUAACGAAUGCCUGAUCAAUAACUUUUUCUUGCAUGAUGUUUCUCCAGUUUCCUCAUAAAGUUUUGAUAGUCCGCCCCGUAUUAUAAAGAUACUUUUUAUAUCCAGCAUUUGAGAGACAGUGAAACCCCGCCUUACGACCACCUCGUUUAUUAGAUCGCCUCGUUAUUACGACCACAAUCUUUCGACCAAACUGGUAUUUUAUUAAUUUGAACAUCCCGUUAAUAUGACCAUCUCGUUAUCACGACCAGGAUUUAUGGCCCCCAACGGCAGUCGCAUUAACUGAAAAAAAUACUCCCUCCAGCAUAAUUUUGAGGGGGUUUAUUAAAAUAGCCACAGAGCGCCCUUAAUAAGGCAUUUACAGUAAUUAAAGAAUAAUCCGAUUUGAUAUUGUUUGGCGGAACAAUGCAAACAAGAUUACUGAUUCCCAAUGGCCAUAAAUAGUUUAAUAAAAGAGCCGAAAUCUUAGACCUGUUAUUCUUUGCUAUUACAGAACUAAUUAACUAACUCACAAAAACAAUCUAAUAUCAUAGAGGACACUGCGGUGCGGGGGCUCAUUGUUGCUUAGUUUAAUACUGGAAUUACAUCGCGAAAUAGCUUUUUGGUUUUGUGGUCAAGGAUAGGCGAUUAACCUUGUACACGUUUGAAUCUUUUAUGGAAAGUCUCGAGCUUCCAAAUCGUUCGAAGCGUGGCAAAAGCUCGCGGCAAAAGAAAAUUGAAACAUCUCGAAAGGUUAGUCUAAUUACCUUGUAAAAGGAUGACGGACAAACUGUUGAAAGGUUUUACUUAUAUAGACACCGAUUCCAAGUGACCUUAAUUUUGCCUGCUGGUUUUUCUGUGUAUGUUGAAAGACCUCAUGAACUACGAAGUACUAGUCGAUAAACAACACCCCUCCCUGCUGGAAAAUAGAUUUUUGCAACCUGUGGCGUUGCAUAGCAACAACUAUCCGCGAAGCAUAUUCAAGAUGGCGGACACGAAGAAGUCUCGAUCAGCUAUUCGGAUCAAAUCUUCGGAAAGAAAAAGAUCUGCAUCCAAACGGGACUCCGCAACAACAAGAAACAAAAACCAAUCCGUUAGUAACCUACCUUUUUCGAAUUUUACUUUUAAGGUCGUUCGGAAAUACCGUAAAAACGUCUACUUUGUUUUUAAGUUUGAAUUCAAAUAUUUCUGUUACAUUUUCCAUGAUUUCUUUGAAUCGAUGUCUCUAAGCCUGUUUGUUCCACUUUGUAUUGUACAGAUAAAUAACAAGAGUUAUGAAGGGAUUUCACUUAACCCGUGAAGUAGGUAGUAGAAUACUACGCACUAUGCACUAAUUUCAUUGUCUUCUUUUGUUUACUAAUUGUAGCAACUUUGCACAAGUAGUUAUUAUCUGUUUCACGGGUCAAGUAAAAUCACUCUAAACAUGAUUUUUGUUAUUUGAACAGUUUCAUGCAAAUUUAGGCUGAUCAAUAAGUGUGUUGUAAAAAUGUACUUUAAAAUGGAGAACAUUGUACAUGUACCUAUGUUACAGGAUGUCAACUUUUCAUCCAUAACUUUAUGAUUUACAGGAAGAGGAGGAGAAAGAAUCAUUAGCCUGGAAAGUUUUGUCUGAAGAACAAACUCAAGCACUCAAGGAACUUACAGCACGUGAGCUGGAAGUGUACGUUCAACUAGUUCAUUAUAAGCUUACUAUUAAAGAAACAAUUUGUUGUUUGAUAUUUUGGCCCCAGCUUGAUCUUUGCUGGUCCUACAAAAAAUGCGGAGGUCAAUCACCUGAACUGAGAUGAGGUCAGAAUCACAGCCGCAACAAAGCAUUCAGCCUGCAUGGCAGGGGCAAAAAAGGGGAGGAGGAGGAGGUGGGGGGGGAAGGGGAGAUAAAUGCAAAGGGGAAUAGCUGGGAAAAGAAGUGCAGCAUCUCUUUUCCUCCCUUUUCCCUUCCUCCAGAUUUCCCACCUCUUUCGAUUCGACACCUGCCAUGGCAGCAACAGAGGGUGCCCAUCUCCCAGCAUUCUGCAGGUGGGUGUUUGUCAGUCAUUGCUAAUAUUUGCUUUGGAAAGCUACAAAUGCAGCCCCCAUGUGAACAGAUUCAUACAAAGACUCCACUGUGGGGCUUCAAUAAAAUAGCGUGCAGUGUGCUAAUUUCCCACCCAGUGGACAAAUAAGAAAGCCAUGCCAUAAAUACAUGAAUGAAACAGUAUUAACUUAACAGAUGAAUAUUAGCAAAAAGCAAAGUGAUCCUUACAAACCUAACAUAGGCUUGUUUAGUUGAUUAAAAAGUUGAUGUAAUUCUUUUUGUAGGAAACUGGGUGAAGUUCUGACCAUUGAAAGUUAUCACAAUUCUCUUCCUGAAGCGUGUGUGUUGGACUACUACGUUGCUGGGUUUUGGUAUCCUUUUCAUCAUACUGCUAGCAGUUACCAAAUUCUGUUGCAGUAAAAAUUAAAUAUUAGAUACUUAAAAGAAAUGAUUCACUCUUUGAGUUUGGAAAAGAACAUGUUUCAGAUAUGUACCUCAUCAUCAAUUACAUGUAAAUGCAGGUGGAACCUAUGUUAUUUUUUCUAGAAUUUACUAAUACCCGAUUACUGAUUAAGAGUGAAUGGUAAAUUAUCCGGCUCAUCUUGUUAGACUGUGAUGAGUGGUUUAUCCUUUACACCAACUGGUUUUUAUAAUAAUCUCUAUAGCUACAGCAGGCGGGAAGAUUUUCAUUUUAGGCUGGUGUUAAAUUUAAUUAUAAUGCAAGAAAGUUUUUUCCUUGACAGAGACUUCCUCUUAAGGUUUGCAAAGGAGCAAAAUUUUACACUUCAGCAGAUUUCAGCAUUUUUUACCCUUCUUAAAGUGAUGCUAGACAAUAUAAAAGGUAUCUCUAUCGCAGUAUGGGAGAUGUUCUAAAAUUAUAAAAAUAAUAAUAAUAAUACUUAAUAAUUGUGCAAGAAGGUUAUUUGCAUUCAGAUAAUCGGGCCACACCUGAAGUCAUACACCUGCAAAAAGGAGCCCAAAAUUCCGGGGAAUUCUGGGGUAAAAUUCCUGGCUUUCCAGGCUUUUUUGCACAUGCAGAAUAGGCGGGAAACAGGUCUCCGGGAAACCCGGAACGGAAUCAUGGAAGAGCUAGGGAGUGCCAGAAAUCAUUCUAGUCAGAAGCUCUGGCCUUAUUUGCACAUAAGGAAAAGCUUGGUAAGUGUGGAAAAUUUUCUCAUGGCUUUCUGGACUAUUCCAGGAAUUCCUGGAGAGCCAGGAAAUGUCUGACCAAGAUGGUGUCUUAGUAGGACAUAUAUCCUUUCAAGAGAAAAAAAAAUUAUUUGCAGUUCUGAGACCUGGGGAAAUGGUUGUGUUUCUUUAGACAGUUAUUUUUGAUAUAGUUACUAAUUUUUAUUUCUAUACUUUCAGUUUGUCAUCAAUAACUGUGUUGUUAAUACUUAUUUUAAUGAUUUACUAACAUACAUUAUACUAUUCAUGUUUCAAAUGAAAAUUAGAAUUCGAAGUAUCAUGAUAUAGGACAAUAAACUUAUCAUACUUUAUAUAUGCUUUCCUUUCUCUUUUUUCUUAUGUUUGUUUGUUGGUUCGUUUUUUCAGAACACCAUUUCUCCCUGAUUGAGAGCAUUCAAAAGUUUAAGACACUUCUGGCAGGCAUUGGAGUAGAAAACUGCCCCCAAAAUGGAGGGCUUGAAUGUUUUGACGUUAAUCAGGCUAAAGUCAUCACAGACUACUUUACUGACAGGUAAAGAACAACAAUAAUAUUAUUGUUGCAUCAUAGUGAUAUUGAUUCAUCCAGGGGUAUCAAGUACAUAUUACUUGAUGAGCUCCUUCCUUUAAUUCAAAGGGUCUCAGAUCAGAAUUUCUAACGGUUCUUUCCAAGAUAAGAGGAUGUUUUGCUACUCUUCAACUGCAGGAUAUAUUUGAGUGUUAUUUAUACAAAAAGUCAAGGCAUUGACCAUUGUGAUGUUCCUUUUUCACAGCUUAUUUCAACACUACAGAUUGUACCAGUUUCUAUUUACUCAAGAGCCCCAAGAGGAAGUUGUUAUAUCACAGGUAUGCAUUUGUUGUCAUCUUGGACUGGCUUGUUGCUGGAGCCUUCUAGUGCAUACAUAAUAUUAAAAGCUUUAAAGUAACUUUUGAUAAACUGCUGCAUUUACCUUUCAAAUUGUCCUGUGUUUGCUUUUGAAAGAAAAGAAGAAUAUUUUGACAUUUAUGUUUAGAGUUACUUAAGGCAAUUGUUCCACUCAGCCCUUCAAACAUCUUUAUGCAUGGAAACAUAACUUUUUGCGAUGACCUGACCUAAAGUAAACAGAGCUUGUAAAAUUUUACAGUUGCACCCUCUUCUAAUGGUCUCUAAUAAGACCAUGCGCCUCUUUACCAUCCUCUUCUUAUUAAUUAUUCACCCCUCUAUUGGAUAGCAACUUUCAAUUUAUAUCUGAUUUUUUAUUUUGAAAAUUAGUUUUUGAUACAGCAUUGUUAAAGUUAGGGUGUUUUGCCCUUCAGUUUAGUUCACUAUUAGUUUGUCUUUCUUCUUUGACACAGCUUGCUGUUGAAGUACCACCUCUGGCCAGUGUUCCGUUCCCCCCUCCACUUGAUGAGGGUAUGACAGAAGAUGUGUGGAGAGAACACGUGAUGACACCACCACAAUCACCUCAACUAAAGCAACAAAAAGAUGUAAGAAUUUCACCAUUGAUUAACUGACUUAAGCUACCAUAGUUCAGAGAUACUAUACUGCCAGCUGUUCUCAUACCUUCAAGGACAUGACUGUCAUCAAUUCUGUGGAUCACAAACUUUGAUCUCACACUUUCUUAGGCCUGCAGACCAGUCUCUGAUGUCUUGUGGAAAAAUCUCAGCUAUUACAGCUAUAAAAUCAAACCAACAUGGAAAGUAAUGUGUAAUGUGCAAUGUGUAUGCUACUUCUUCCCCCCCCCCCCCCCAAUGGAAAAAAAUUAAAUAAAUAAGAGUAUUAGUACGAAACGAAAAAUUAAAAUCUUGUUACCCAAAUAAGUGAGUUUGAAUUAAUUUUAUUCCUUACAAUAUUCCACAUUCAUAGGGUGAUGUAGAUUCAAAAGGAGAGGAAGGUAUUUUUCUUCAUGAAUUCCUUGCUAGCCUAAACUAAUGUAUUGUUAACUGUGAAACAAUAAGUGUGAUACAUAAUCUGACCAAGUUGGUGUGGAAUAUUGGGCACUUAAGUCAUUUCAGUAAUUCUGUUGGGUAAUUUUGUUUACAGCCCAGUCAGCUGCACUUAACCUUGCUGAGAAUCAAACUGCAGAAGAUAUUUUGGCAUCUGUGAAACCAGAGCAGGUCAAGAGUAUUGUUAACAAGGUGGCAGAUGAGGUGUUAGGAAAUUUCAAGGUAUGCUGUGAGCUGCUCUGUUGCCCUACAUUAAAGUAUUUUAAUGAUCCUAUAUUCCUUGAAUAAGAAAAAAAAGACAUUUAGUUCAAUAGGGUUAGUGCUAAGUCAAACAACUUGGGCACUGAAAUAUCAAGGAUUUAAUGCUUAUCAAUUUUUAAUAAGUAGAGAAUUGUUCAUUAUUUAUAAAGAACACAGUAUUAACAGAUACUGUACAUAGAAUUCAAAAAACUGUGGUUCUUGCACCAACCAUUUUUGGCUGUCUAAGUUUACAGGGAUGAAGAUAACUUUGCACAGGAAGACCUGAAAGAACUAGGAUUUCCUUGUGGUAACCUAAACUGGAUAGAAAUGUGUCAAGGGGAGGGGAGGGGACUCUGGUUGUAUGGCUGAUUUAGGUUUAAUCAUGAAUCAUAUAUGUGGAGAGAGUGGUGAGUGAAUUGUGGGUGCUUGUUCAAGGAAAUGCUCGACAGUUGAAAACCUGUAACAACACGUGACUGCAGAAAUAUGUUUUGAUUGCAGUCUAAUCUUAACCGAUGCACCAUCGCUUAACACACAUGAUCAAAAUUUGAAAUAGGUAUUAUAAUUUACAGGUGAGAUAUGUUAGCUCAGGCCUGUUAUGAUACCAAGAUAAAAUGGUUUGAAUUAAGGUGGGGCUAAUUUAAACUGUGCUGGAGAAGCUUUUUUGAUAAUCUGGAUACAGUUAAGUCUAUAAAAUGUCAUGAUUUUUUCUUAUAAUUUUCAGGCUGAAGUUGAAGCAAAGCUCAAGGAAAGAGAAACAUUGUUGACUUCAAAAAUAGGAAAACUACAAACGAGAUAG
Molecule: messenger RNA, 8236 nt
Organism: Porites lobata
Lineage: Eukaryota; Metazoa; Cnidaria; Anthozoa; Scleractinia; Poritidae
Source: the annotation of a GenBank genome assembly